AAAUGAUUAAAAAUCAAGAGAAGCCCCAUGAUGACUGGCCAACAUUCUACGUGACAGUUAAAGGACAAGCAAGAUCCUACGAAGAAGGCAUGAAAAAAAUUGCUACUUUAGAAACUGAAGCUUAUGCGUUCUCUAAUACUGAAGUUCCACCUGAAAAAUUAACGGCGCGAAUUGAACAAAAUAAGCGUCAACAACAAUUACAAUCGGAAGCCCUCAGUAUGAUGUCUCACAUGCAGUUGGCAAUUGAUUCUUCAAAUAUAAAGGACUGUAACAUUGAGACCUCAACUGAAGGUGAAUACGAACAAUCUGAUGAUGAAAGAAGUAAUGAUUUUGCAAGUAAGAAGAGAAAAUCGUCCAAGUCUCAAAAAUUUACUAAAAAAUCUAAGACUACAGAUGUUCAUAUGCAUAGUAAUACUCCGAUUAAAUUGUUAAGUUAUGACCAGAACCCACGGAUAUUAAGUGAUGAAUUUAUUAAAAAAUCUAAGACUACAGUUGAUAUGCAAAGUAAUAAUCACAUUAAAUUGUUAAGUUAUGACCAGAAGUCACAGAUAUCAAGUGAUAAAGAAAAUAAGGAUAUCAAUUUUAGUUAUUCUGAUAUUCCUGACCAAGUACUAACACGCGAAGAGUUUUAUUUAUUUGAAAAAAAAAAAUGAUGCUAAAUUAAAUGAAAUAUUAAAUAAUCAAAACCGAAUCAUUCAAUUAUUAGAGUUCGUUAAAGAAACUAAAAUCAAAGAGGAAGUUUCGGUCGUUCCAAUUGCCGAAAAAUACAAUACAAAAUUUCCUUUUGAAACUAAAGAAGAAUUUGAGAAUUUCGAUAAACGUCUUAUAAU
Molecule: messenger RNA, 830 nt
Organism: Microplitis mediator
Lineage: Eukaryota; Metazoa; Arthropoda; Insecta; Hymenoptera; Braconidae
Exons: 2
Coding region: 3-653 (216 amino acids)
Source: RefSeq, a predicted model, not a curated record